Messenger RNA from Panicum virgatum (switchgrass), 4139 nucleotides. RefSeq lists its product as uncharacterized. The coding region runs from base 475 to 3678 and encodes 1067 amino acids. The transcript is spliced from 4 exons. The record is from RefSeq and is a predicted model, not a curated record. Lineage: Eukaryota; Viridiplantae; Streptophyta; Magnoliopsida; Poales; Poaceae.
CACCACAAGCAAAGAAUUAAGAAUCUGAUACCCGAUAUGAUGAUGCGUGGUGCAGCAUUACGAAAUAUACCAGGUUGGAGCAAGCUUUCAAACGGCGCACUCAUUCUUGUGUUUGCUUCGGUACCAACGUAUCUAAGCGGCACCCCGUCUAUCUACGCCAGAUGCAUCUUCCUCACCCGUCCAUCUGACCAAUCCACUGCACGUCCUAUUUGCAAGCAUGUGUUAAACCAUUCCAAGAUUGACAGACAUCCCGGCUGGUGUUCUAGAUGUUGUGGUCAAGAGAGAGUGAAAUCUGAAGCUUCACUGCUGCUACCUACACAAGUUCCCAGGAGGAAAUACAGAGCUGCUGAUUCAUCAGGCAACAUGUAUGGGCACGGAUGCGGCUGCUGGCCUAGCUUGUGCAACUAAACAAGGCCUGCGGCCGGCCUACUAACUUGGGAACCGGGCUGCGGAUCUCUGUUUAUCGUUACAAUAAUGGAGCUAAUCGAGAUCAAGGCAGACAACAUUGACGGUGCCGCAGAGGAGAUAAUUCGUUUUCUUGAGGCCAGCAAUAAUGCAGAUGUGACAUACUUCAAUGGCUGGUCUGGACUGGGGGCAUCUGCUGUCCUCAAAGUGGUCGCCAAACGACUCAAAGCAUCAUUGUCAAUAGCGUCGUCUGCUACUGCAACUGCGACGGGCUUCAACAAGAUCAUCCACAUAGACUGCUCGCUCUGGCAAAGCAAGCGGGCCUUGCAGAAGGCGAUUGGAGUGGAGUUGGGGCUCCCACUGCGGGUGUUGGCCAUCUUCGACCAGCGUGACAAGGAAGAUGAUUUUGAUGGGGUUAAGAAAGGUGAUAGAAGCAUGAUACCAGAGUUAACGAGGGAAAUUUACAAUGAUCUUAAGAACAGCAGAUUCCUGGUGGUCUUCCACAAUGGGAGUGGCAGCUACAUUGAUUUACGAGACUUCGGUGUUCCAAUAAUAGGCAAUUUGAGCAUGAGGGUGUUGUGGACCUCCCAGGGCAGGUUCCGGCUUCAGGGCAUACAAGAGGAGGAUGUCAAGAAGUUGGCUGGGUUGAGCAAUGUUGCUAUAUCUGCUGAUCUGUUGACCGACCAUAUACUUGAUAGUGUUGCCCACCUGCUGCAGACAGAGGCAGAGGAGGUUGUCAAAAACCCUAGCCUCACUGAAUCUGACAUGAGCCCCAAGAUUGUAAUGGAGUGCAUUUUUUAUAUAGCAUUGAGAGGUGGUGAUGGCAUUGACUGGUUUACUCAUGCUUCCAACUAUUGGGUAUGUGAUGGGAUCAUACAAACUGGCACUGAUGAUGGUCAUAAAUCAGCAUGGGAUACCAGUGAAGCCUUGCACGAGAACAUGCGCAUGGACAACUGGCAUCAAGUUUGGGAAGUGAACAUCCGUGAUGCCAUUGGAUUGUUAUUUGGUGAUGAAGAGUGUAGGCCUACUGACCGCUGGUUUUCAGCUACCCGCCAAUAUCUAGAACAGAAGAAGCAGGGGGGUGGAACAGUGCCACCUCAGGCAACAUCUUUCUUCUGGACAGCAGCUGGACCAAUUAGUGAUGCAAUGCCGAUAUUGGAAGGUAGCAUGUUUGGAUCUUCAGACAGGAGCUUGCUUCGUGUGAUACAUCUCUCCCACUGCACCUUCAGUUUCUCAUGCCACCCGUUCAGCAGUUGCAACAACAUAAGAUUCCUCCUGCUUGACCACUGCAAAGACAUGGAUGCAGCUGCAGGUGACCGUGGUGAGGGAAAGCAUCAUCAUAGUCAGGGGAGCCAUGAUGAUGGAUCAUGUUUCCGGAAGCUAUGGGUGCUCGACUUGAGUUAUACAGAUUGGUAUUGGUUGCUCUCAGAAGAGAUGAUGGAUCUAAUGGUUGACCUCAGGGAGUUGAAUGUGAAGGGAGUGAAGAAUUGGAGCAUAAGCAACCUAUGUCGUCGUGGCAGUGGAACAAACACCCAUAGGCUGAUCAAGCUUUGUAAGAUCCGAGUGAUAGUUGAAACAUCAGGUAUUCAUGGUGGCCACAUAGAAAAAAAACCAUCACUAUUUGUGGACCUGUCAAGCUCAACCAUCCUCAGCACAGUCAUCCUUGACAACUGUAUUGAUCUGGAGGGUAUCUCCUUCAGGGGAUGUGCCAAUCUCAAGAGUCUGUUUUUGAGAGGAUUUUUUCGGAGGCUUGUGGAGCUGGACAUGUCUGGUACAGCAGUGGAAACACUUGACCUCAGUGCACUGGAAGCCCGGAAAUUGAGGCGGCUAUUUCUGUUGGGAUGUGAGAAGCUCCAUGCAAUACUAUGGCCUCAGGAGAAAUCUAAGCAGAUAAAAUUGAAGGUUCUACAGAUCGACACCACCCGUGCAGCAUGGGAUAACAAGGAAGACAUGUCCAAGAAGCAAGUGAAUGGCACUGAUAACACUGUCGUGGGCUCACCGUCAGCAACAGUACUGGAUGGAAAUGUCCGAGCACUCACAGAUUUGGACUCAUACAUUUCCCUGAGGGACGCAAGGCUUUUCCGAUCGCUUCAUAAUCCCACACUUGUCAAAUCUUUAUGCUACAUUGAGAUUUCGUCUGCUCUUACUGUUAUUACUCCUACGGGUCAUAGAAACACCAGUCAUCAAGAGACUAGAAGCAGCGCAGAGGGCAUCGAACAACAAGGGUGGACCGUAGGCUUGCAGCGGCACUGGCCAGCUGGUAGCAUGUACGUCAAUGACGUAUUUGCUGCCGUUUCUAAAGGUGCAACACAAGCCGGUGGUGGUGACAAUGGAGGUGGCAUUGAUGCCCCGGAUGUGAUCACAUCAGUGUGGAAUUGUCCGCCAAUUCCUACAAAUUCUGAUUGGCCCCACUGCUACAUUAUCUUACAAGAUGAGGCACGGACCGGCACAAAGCAAGAAACUGGUGCUACUACAACAUUGCCAGGUUUCGUGGCAACGAAUGCUAUGACCUUGCACGUGCAUGACAGCUUGUCCAUCACUUGUAUCCCAGGCCCUUCGAUAGCUGCAGCGGAAGAUUUGACAUGGGAAUACAUACUAAGGUGGUGCCGGCUCGAGAGGUGCCCAAACUUACAAGGCACCAUAUUCACUGCUCCUUCACUUAGGCAAAAUCAAAUUCCCAUUUUCUAUUGUCUCGAGACAUUCUGGGCAUCCCAACUCCUAAAGGCACGCUACAUUUGGGACUGGACGGCAUCAAGGUAUCACCCCAGACUUGGUUCCUUCGAGGAUCUGGUGUUCUUGCACCUAGAUUACUGCCCCAGGCUAGUACAUGUACUCCCCUUGUACACGUCAAAUAGCCGUGGAUGUCAAAGCUUGGAAACACUUGAGAUCGUGUGUUGCGGUGACCUGAGGGAGGUGUUUCCACUAAUAAAUUCGGAAUCACAACAACAGGAACCAAGAAAAUUCGGUAACCUGAAGCGCAUCCGCCUGUACGAGCUGCCCAUGCUGCAGAGCAUCUGUGGCCGUAGAAUGUCCGCGCCCAACCUCGAGACUGUCAAGAUCAGGGGCUGUUGGAGCCUCAGGAGCCUACCGUCUGUUUGCCGUCCCAAUGGCAGUGGCAGCACGUCGUCACUGCCCACGGUGGACUGCGAGAAGGACUGGUGGGACGGCCUCGUAUGGGACGGGUUGGAGGCCAACCACCAUCCUUCCCUCUACAAGACCGCCCACUCAGCCUACUACAAGAAGACCCUGCGCAGAACCACCGUGCUCAGGUAGUAAUCCCUUCAUCAAUGGAACGCUGUCUGCAGCUUGGUCAUCUAUCGUAUCGGGCAAGAGAUGCUUGGAUUAUUUGUUUGCCUCCCUCAAGUCUUGAGCUCUGUGCGUGUGUUUGCUUGUCACUGGUCUGCCGUGUCGCUUGAUUUGGUGUGGCAUGUGGAUGCUGGCUUCGCUUGUGUGUUCUUGCAUCCACACACUGCAAUGGUUUCUGUUUGCUUUGGUGUGCUUGAGAGGAAUAAAUAAACAUGAGAUCUGCACCCUCAGCUUCAGCAGCACGUAGCGGGUGAACACAGCCGACGUGCCAACCUGCCAACUGCCAUGUGUAUCUAUGUACACCGGCAUCUAAUCCUCUUGCUGUCUUUGCUGCUGGUGCUUUGCCCUGUGUGGUGUGCUGCUUCAUACCUGAAUGUGUGUGAUUUAUUGCCAGCCAUGGAUUGACAAACUGCAUUGUUACUCCACUA